AUGGCGCUGGCGGUGGAAGACGAGGAGCUGUGCCUGCAGCGCGCCCAGCAGCUGCUCGCCGACAUGCGCGCCGCCGGCGUGCCCCCCUCCCAGCAGCUUCUCCGCAGCUACCUCCAGUGCGCGUUCUACGGCGGGGGGGACCCCUGGGAGGCGGAGCAGGAGGCGCGCGCGAUGUGCGGGGAUGGCGGCUUCGAGGCUGGCGGCGCCGCGGCGCGGCUGCUGUCGAUGAUUGAGGUCGCCUGGCAGCAGCUCCACGCGGGCGAUGACGUCAUCGCGUGCUGA
Messenger RNA from Monoraphidium neglectum, 282 nucleotides. RefSeq lists its product as hypothetical. NCBI's taxonomy places the organism in Eukaryota, Viridiplantae, Chlorophyta, Chlorophyceae, Sphaeropleales, Selenastraceae. The transcript has 2 exons. The coding region runs from base 1 to 282 and encodes 93 amino acids. The record is from RefSeq and is a predicted model, not a curated record.